AUGCAUGUAGUCAAGCACGAUGCAGAAUCGGAUUCCGGGCUGGAGAGCCGCACAGCGCCCUCCGAUGUGGAGAAGCAGUACAAUCUCGCGCCGUAUGGCGUCCCAGAGGAAGGGGCCUACAAGGCGCGCUUCCCGAACAUCGACGAGCGGAAGGUCAUUCGCAAGAUCGACAUGCGCGUCGUACCCGUGCUUUGCGUCUUGUACUUGCUCGCCUUCCUUGACCGGGUGAACAUCUCGAAUGCAGCCAUAUUUGGGCUGAAGAAGGACCUGAAGUUGGGAGGGAACGAGUUCAAUCAAGCACUGGUCGUCUUCUUCGUGCCAUACGUGUUGUUCGAAAUCCCCUCGAAUGCUCUGCUCAAGCACUUCAGGCCUCACGUCUGGCUGUCCCUUUGCAUGUUCCUCUUCGGCCUGAUUACUAUGCUGCAAGGCUUCACACAAAACCUGAGCGGCCUGAUCGCGACGCGCUUCUUCCUCGGGCUGGUCGAGAGCGGCGUCUUCCCCGCCUGCUUCUACCUCAUCGCGAUGUGGUACAAGCGUUCGGAGGCGCAGAAACGCUACUCUUUCUUCUUCUCCUCCACCACCCUCGCCGGUGGGUUCGGUGGUCUGCUUGCCAGUGCCAUCGGCAAGAUGGACGGGCUGCGUGGGUACCAUGGCUGGCGUUGGAUCUUCAUCCUUGAGGGCGUCGCAACCGUCGUCUUCUCGGUCAUUCUAUACUUCACCAUCUCCGACUUCCCUGAGGAGGUCACGUGGCUAAGCAAAGAGGAGAAGGAGUUCGUGAAAGCGCGUCUGUACGAGGAUGUCGGCGCGUCGAAGCGCAGCGAGCCACUCACAUUGAAGAGUGUCCUCGAGGUCUUCAAGGACUGGAAGAUCAUCGUCGGCGGCUUCAUGUACCUCGGUCUCGUCGUUCCCGCCUACUCAUACGCGUACUUCGCGCCCUCGAUCAUCCAGAGCCUGGGCAACGGCGCGAUCCACACGCAGCUGCUCUCCGUCCCGCCCUGGGCGUGCGCAUUCGCGCUCGCGAUGCUCUCCGCCACGCUCUCCGACUGGCUCCGGAUGCGCUUCGCCUUCGUCCUCGCCACGACCGCCGUGUCCCUCACGGGGUUCGUCAUCCUGCUCGUCGUGCACGACAACACGCACCUGCAGUACGCCGCGCUCUUCCUCGCCGCGAUGGGCACGUAUGCGGCGAUGCCGAUCAUCGUGUGUUGGUUCAACACGAACCUGGGCGGCCACCACAGACGCGCCGUCGGCACGGCGUUCCAGGUCGGCUUCGGAAACAUCGGCGGUAUCAUCGCGGUGUUCGCCUUCCUCGCCAAGGACGCGCCGAAGUACAUCUCGGGCUACAGCGUCUGCAUCGCGUUCAUCGCCGUCUCCCUGAUCGCGAACACCGUCUACUUCCUGGGCGUGUCGUGGGAGAACCGGACGCGCGACCGCAACGCGGCCAAGGGCGCGUACGACGACCUCACCCACGAAGACAAGAAGCGGAUGGGCGACCUCAACCCCGACUACAGAUACUUCACGUGA
This is a messenger RNA of Dichomitus squalens LYAD-421 SS1, 1521 nucleotides long. RefSeq names its product MFS general substrate transporter. Bases 1 to 1521 code for a protein of 506 amino acids. The record is from RefSeq and is a predicted model, not a curated record. Gene Ontology annotation, cellular component: plasma membrane. Lineage: Eukaryota; Fungi; Basidiomycota; Agaricomycetes; Polyporales; Polyporaceae. The transcript is spliced from 9 exons. Gene Ontology annotation, molecular function: transmembrane transporter activity. Gene Ontology annotation, biological process: transmembrane transport.